AUGACAGGGUGUUGCCACUGCCAGCAUGGCUCCCGCCUAGCGCUGGUGCGGGCGGCGGUACUCCAACCCCUCCCUGCGCGCUGCCCCUCCGUCGAGGGUGGAUCGUCUUUAUACCCUUUCUCGAACCCUCGAAGUCGUCCUCAUCUCCACGACUUCCUAACUCAAAUCUCGUCUGUACCCUGGCAUUCCAUCGCAACAACAACCAUGGCUUCGUCUGCACACCCUCCGUUCGGUUCGCGGUCCGCAUACGCCAGCGGCAAACUUCCCGACCGAUCACUCAAUCCACUUCCUUUCAGCGCAUCUGCCUUUUCGCGGCAUCGUGGACUCGGGGCGCAGACUCCUGGAACGGGCGACUUCGGCAAUGACGCUGGAAAGUCGGCGCAGCAGCAGCAGCCUCCGCCGCCGCCGGCGCACUCGCAGAGCCAUAUGUCUUCGCAGGACGCGUCCAAUCCGUUGAAUCGACUGACAGAGGAGCAGCGGGAAGAGAUCAAUGAGGCUUUCACACUCUUCGACCUCGACCGGGACCGUCAUCUCGAUUACCAUGAGCUUCGAGUUGCAUUGCGCGCCCUCGGGUUUACGCUUCCCAAGCAGGAAUUGAUCUCUCUUCUCACGACAUACGGUGUGCCACGGCCCCAGGUCCAGCAGCAAUCGCAGCAAUCGUCACAGCAGCACCCGCAGGCCUCGAAAGCGAACAACAACGCCAACAACCCGCCCCAUCCAUCGUCCCUCCUCAUGCCGCUCUCCGCAUUCCAGACCAUCACCGCGCACAAGAUCCUGGAGCGGGAUCCCCGAGAGGAGAUCCUGCGUGCGUUCGAGCUCUUCGACGAAGGCGGGAAGGGCUACAUCGAUCUGGAGGAUCUGCGACGUGUGGCGCGCGAGCUGGGCGAGACAGGGCUAGAGGAGGAGGAGCUGAGGGCGAUGAUUGAAGAAUUCGAUCUUGAGGGCGUAGGAGGAGUUACGCGAGAAGGUUUCGUGAGCAUCUGUUGGCAGUGA
Molecule: messenger RNA, 993 nt
Organism: Rasamsonia emersonii CBS 393.64
Lineage: Eukaryota; Fungi; Ascomycota; Eurotiomycetes; Eurotiales; Trichocomaceae
Product: Cell division control protein Cdc31
Exons: 3
Coding region: 1-993 (330 amino acids)
Biological process (GO): spindle pole body duplication
Cellular component (GO): half bridge of spindle pole body; mitotic spindle pole body
Molecular function (GO): calcium ion binding; microtubule binding
Source: RefSeq, a predicted model, not a curated record